Messenger RNA from Erythranthe guttata (spotted monkey flower), 732 nucleotides. The record is from RefSeq and is a predicted model, not a curated record. NCBI's taxonomy places the organism in Eukaryota, Viridiplantae, Streptophyta, Magnoliopsida, Lamiales, Phrymaceae.
AUGGACGAAGAAGCGGCGGCGGCGUUCAGCGGCGGCGGCGACGAGGGUUGGAGAGGGUUGGAGCCACCGCCGGCGACACUCACCUCGGCGGCGAAGACUUCGACAACCGCCUGGUCAACCACUUCGUCUCCGAAUUCCGGCGAAAGAGCGAAAAGAACCCUCUCCUCCGCCACGCAAACGAAAAUCGAAGUCGAUUCGUUAUUCAAAGGGAUCCAUUUCUACGCCACCAUAACCAGAGCGAGAUUCGAAGAACUAUGUAUGGAGCCCGUCGAAAAGUGCUUUCGGGACGCGAAAAUCGAUAAAUCCACGGUGCACGAGGUGGUUCUCGUCGGCGGCUCCACCCGAAUCCCGAAAGUCCAACAGCUCUGCAAGACUUCUUCAAUGGCAAAGAGCUCUGCAAGAGCAUAAACCCCGACGAGGCGGUGGCUUACGGGGCGGCAGUCCAGGCGGCGAUCCUCACCGGAGAAGACGAUGAGAAAGUUCAAGAUUUGUUACUACUCGACGUCACUCCAUUAUCAAGAGGAGCAGGACGAAAAAUUGAUGAAAUUUUUAGUGGGGAUGGGAUGGGUUAGAUUUGGGAGGGUGGUGCUAUGGUGGUCGACGGGAUGAGUAGACGACAACUCAUUUUUUUUUCUUUUUCUUUUUAUUUUCUUUUUUUUUUUUGUUUAUUAUUAUUAUUUUGUUUUAAAUAUUAAAAUAUAUAAUGUAAGGGAAGGUACCAAUUUGCCCCUG